Mya arenaria is the source of this 3724-nucleotide messenger RNA. RefSeq lists its product as uncharacterized. The transcript is spliced from 12 exons. Bases 86 to 2161 code for a protein of 691 amino acids. The record is from RefSeq and is a predicted model, not a curated record. Lineage: Eukaryota; Metazoa; Mollusca; Bivalvia; Myida; Myidae.
CUCCCAACGAUAAGUGUUGUCUGCCACUCAAAUUAAAAUAAAAUCGCCGGUAUUUGACUCAUAUCGUGACAAGCAUUUCUGAGCCAUGGGAAUAAUCAGUAAAAUCCGAAAACCUUCAAAGAACCACUUUAUUCUGGUGCUACUGUGUGCAGUGAUUGGCUACCUAUUGAGGUCACAUGACAGUUAUGAACUCCGCCCUGUUUGGAGAAAGAGAGCAGAGUAUCAUCACUUUCAAAACAAGAAGUAUCCCAUGAAAGAUGAACAGCUGCCGGUUCCCAUCAUAACUGACCUUGACAGUGAUGGUAUUAAUGAAAUUAUACUCAUAACUAACGACCUUAAGCUGAGUGUGAUGACCUUGCCAGAUCCCGUCAAGGACGAGGAGGACAAAACUCUGCCACAUGUGGUGGUUAAACACAAGGUCGUGCUACCCCAGGCUGCGGAUGGGGGUCAGGACAAACCCUCCGGUUGGCCGGUUUCCAUGGUGACAGGCUUCACUGUGCCCUAUCAGUCCAUGCUGCAGGUCCGGCAACAGUCUAUAGUGAUAGUGACCAACACAUGGUGGGUGUUCUGUUACUCGUCUGACUUGGAACUCAUGUGGCAGAAACAACUACUCGACUUUAAGGAGCAGUUUGCGAAUUACUAUGUGAAGUCGAUGGGCGCACUGGUGACCUCCCACUCAGUGAAAAAGUCAGAUGAUGGGCUGAUUAUCGUCGGGGGCAGUUACGCACAUAAACAACACCUGGAGGAGACAAAACCAGUACCGGAACCAGAACAAGAAACAAACGGUACGGAGACUGAUGAAAGCCCGGACCAUACGGAGCACACAGUAGAGGAGACGACAUACACCCACUUCUCCACGUUUGCCCUGGCUGGGCGGGACGGCUCCACCCGCUGGCACCACCUCCCUGGAGAGUUCGGGGAACAGGAAACAAGGAAAGAGGAGGAAGGUCAGGAGCAUCACUGGAAGCUGUCGUUGAAGAGACACCGUCUCCACAUCGGCGAGUCUCCCUGGACGUACUACAAGAGUGAACUCUUCAAGGCUCUGCCCCACAACUGGCGUACAGUGCGGGAUACCAAGUUUUCCCUGGGUCGUUACCAGAAGAUUGUGGAUGAGAACAUUUACCGGGAGGGGGAGGAGGAGGCCACACAACAGGACCCCACACCCGCCGCCCUCGACCCCAAGCAUGUCAUUGGUUAUGCCUAUGGAGGUCAAAGGCCACACAGUGACGAAGAACACAUAGUCAACCCCAACGCUGUUGUAAUCAACCAUCAGAACGGUGUUGAAGUGUUGAACCUGGUCAGCGGGAGACCAGUUACCCGUCUACAACUCCCUGACGAUGGUGCCAUAUAUGGUGUAGUAGACGCUGAAAACGAUAUCAAGAAACUCUCAUGGGGUGAGCAGGAGAACUAUAGCCCUUGUUUCCUGGACAUCCAGCGCCUAUUUCCCAUCAAGGAAAACCUUGAACGCUUCCCUGUGUGUGUCACACGUCGCAUGUUCUUUACCACCAACUGGGUCUAUGAUGAAGACAUGUUUGUCAAAAUUCCACCUGUCAUCAUUAAAAGUGUUGCCCGUAAGUCUGGCGUAGUUCGCCACCUGCUGGGACACCAUCUGAGGAAGGAGAUGGACACCUAUGAUCUGAUAGCCCUCGGCAGCAUGGGGCGCAUCACAUCUGUUGACAAGAAUGGCGACUUUAACUGGCAGACCCAGACUAUGGCAAACUGGGACAGUGUGGCGCUGGCAGUUCGGAAGAUGAAGAAGGGGGAUUGGACAGAACAGCAACAUGAGUUCCUUAACUCCUUUUACCCAGACAGGGCACUCAUGCCUCUACAGUUGUAUGGUGACAAGGUAAACCUGUUGUCUGUGGGCUGGUCUGGCCUGAGCCUUAUAGAGUUGACCGAGGGUCGAGUCCUGGCUGAACACAGCACUCCUUGCCCCUCCACUGGGCCUCUCGUUGUCGGGGACUUCAACAAUGAUGGCUACAACGACGUCAUCUUUACUUGCAAGUUAGGGUACAUAGGGUUCUCUCUUCACCGUAAGUCCAACCACUCCUACAGCAUGAUGUAUGGGGUCGCAGUGUUCCUCAUGAUUCUCGUAAUAGCCUGGGUGCUCUCCCCUGAGCGACACCGGAGACUAAGCGACAGUGAUGAUGACUCAACUUGAUGAACCAUUGUGUCUAGCUGUGAUAAUGGAAUGACUUUUGACAGCGGACGUGACAUGAAAUUGUUGUGAUUUGAAUAUACAAAACUGUUGAACCAAAAACUGAACAGACAAACUUGUUAAAUACUGAGGCAGACAUAAUCUGGUUUUAGUGUUAUGUCACUUAUUCCUUUGGGUAAUCAGGUUCAGGAGAUAGCCUAACUUGACCAUAAUUUGUGUUAUGAUUUCGAUACUAUGAGAAAAAAAUGUACUGGAUUACUUUUUAACAUAUCUCAAACAUGUUUAGCUGUGUGGUUCAUCUGAGACUCUUCCACACUCUAACACAAAACCAGUUUGAACCCGUUAAGUUGGAUUCAAAGUCCAAAAACCAGUCUCAAUUUGAGGGACAGAUAAUGUGCACAUAUUUAAACAUAUGUAAAAGCUAUAUAGUUAAUUCUUUAAAGGACAGAUUUUAAGCAGAAUAAAGCUUUUUCAUUUUCAACUUAUCCUUGGUUCAUAAACAACAUCAAGGUAUUGUCAUAGCCAUGGCAUCUGUGUUGGCUAUGCGAUCUUUGUCAUAGUGCAAUAGCUUUGCAAUAGAUGAACUAUUACUCAAAAAUAAGAUUUAACACAUUUAAUACAAUACAGUUUUAAUAUACCAAAAAUGAUGAAUAAAUGUCGAAAACAAUAGAUCUUAUGGAGGAUACCAAGUUUAGUUUGAAAGAAAUGUGCGGAAAACACGGUAUUGCUAUCUUAUGAGAUCACAGUAAAUCUUCUAGCAUUCACCAAUCAUUUAAUAUUUUAGCAUUUUCAGCUAUUAAUACAUGGUUAUAAUAUUGGUAAUAGUAAUUAUUAUUUUUCAUAAGUGCAUUUUUUAGUAAGUAUUUGAGGGUGUAUCACUCAAAAUCUAUGUUUGUUUUACAUGUGUAUGUAUUGAUUUUGAAUAAUAGUGUCACUUGAACCAUGGCCAUCUCAAAUACACUAACACAGAUAUUAAAAUGAAACUUAUACACAUGUUGUCAGUGCUUGUGUAGCAAGGCCAAAGCUCUUGCUUGAAUUGGUGUCGAGUUAUGAUCCCUUUCUGACAACAAAGAGGAGAUUUGACUUUUGCUCUGCGACAUACUUGGUAUGUGUUACUUCAAUUUGUUACUGUGAAGGGUAUAAGUGUCUGUGUCCUUUUACAAAUGUCUCUUGUUAUGUUUUACCACAGUGCUUUCAUGCAGUGUAUAUACAGAUUUUAUGCCUACAAAUUGAUGUUAAUAAAUAUAUUGCUCAUUUAUUUAGAAAAUCAGUCUUAUUAUUGUAUUGAACUUGAGUUAUAUCCAUCUUUUGUACUAUUGUUUGGUAGAAACUGGUAUGCAUAUAAAUGGCAUCUCAUUGAGAUAUAAUUUACACUCAAGUGUCCAUUCAUCGUAUAAAUAAGAACGUCAGUAAAACUGACAUCAUGCUUCGCUAAAUGUUCAUAUGAUUUUACUAUUCAAACAAAGAACAGGAAAACUGUUAUUUCUCUUUGUGAACAUUGUCAUUAUAGUAUUAUAACAAUAAAUAAAUUGAAAAAUAAAUAGAUUUUUGUUUGAAUUCAAAUAU